AUGACAGCUGAUGGAAAAGUUGGUGAAGAAAGGGGGCAGGGAGAUGAGAGAAGGAAAGACCGAAGAGGGAUAGAACAGAGAGAGAGAGAGAGGAGAGCAGAGAGAGGACAAGGGGAAAGGGGGAGAGGGAGAAAAAGAAAAGAGAGAGAGAGACGGGAGAUGAGA
Messenger RNA from Priapulus caudatus, 165 nucleotides. RefSeq lists its product as uncharacterized. NCBI's taxonomy places the organism in Eukaryota, Metazoa, Priapulida, Priapulimorpha, Priapulimorphida, Priapulidae. The record is from RefSeq and is a predicted model, not a curated record. The annotation marks the transcript as partial. The transcript has 3 exons.